AUCUACAUAUCGUCAAUUGCGAAAUACACAAUGUCGAGCACAAUGUUGUCAACAGUCACCCGCGCAACGAGGAUGCAGUCCUCGAGGUCAUCUCGCGCUGCUUUCUCCACCGUCCGCACACUACGCCAACAACCAAUAUACCAACCACCCACUCCACAACCCGAACCAGAUAACCCGCAUCGCGCCUUUUACAAAUCCUUCGGUCGCCCGAUCGCAAAAGUCUUCUUCAUGGCUCUCUUUACAUAUCAAGUAUUGCACUACACUUGGAUGAGGUUGGAAUCUAUGGAAGAGAAGGAAGAAAAGAGUGCUGAAUUGCAAGGAUUGGAGGGUCAGUUGAGGGAGUUGACGAAUACGAAAACGACAGGGGAGAAGAAGGCUUGAAGAUGAGGAUGAAAUAUUGCGAUACCACACCACGCAACAAAGACCAGAAAGCCACACAUGGACGCAGCCUGGAGGACUCAUGUUCAUCUCGCCAAAUCCCAUUCAGAGGAUCAUUCUCGCCAUUUCUGAUCGCCUGUCAGGGACAACUUCAAGGAAGACAGCCACGUUCAUUUAGCCCCGCCGAAACACGAAGGGGAAUGUUCAAUUCUUUUCGUGCUGCAUUCAACUACAUACAAGCAGAAGUAUCGUCAUCGAAUACAUAACUACAGCAUAGCUGCUACAAGAUCCACCUGAUCACAUCA
This is a messenger RNA of Aureobasidium pullulans EXF-150, 683 nucleotides long. RefSeq lists its product as uncharacterized. Lineage: Eukaryota; Fungi; Ascomycota; Dothideomycetes; Dothideales; Saccotheciaceae. The transcript has 2 exons. The record is from RefSeq and is a predicted model, not a curated record. Bases 31 to 381 code for a protein of 116 amino acids.